AUGGAGAGGGGCGUCUUCGAUUUGGGUUUUGACGGCCGUUCAAUACAAAAAUUCGGAGCUUUAUAUCGCGAACAAAUUGAACAUUUGGCUAAAGAAUCGUGCAAUGUUAACCCUGAACUUUUUUCUGAAAUUGUUAAUAUUAGUCCAAUUCCUUUAUCGCAGUCAAUUAAUGUUAACUUGGUUGCUACAACGUCAAAAGGUGUUCGUAUCUAUAUUAGUUGUUUGGCUACAAAUCUCCAUUUAAACGAGGUCUCACAAAAAACACUUCGACCUAGCGCUCUUCGCAUUUUACACAUUCGCUUUCCUCCAGAUAUUCCAUUGACUUCACCUCACAAUUUGAGUAUUUACACAACAUAUCAGACACAUGAUUGUACUCUUAUGGCAACACCUGGACCCGAUUCAAAUUCAAGCAUCAUUUUGGCACAUUCCACUUCCUGUUUUUCACAUAAUUCUCAACUUAUUGAAUUUACAUGUUUUAAUCGAAUUCAUGGCAGCGUUUGGAGUAUUGCUCAUUCAAGACAAAAAUCUUUGCGUAAGAGUAGAAAAGAAAAUGAUAUCGUUAAACAAUCAGAUGAAUUUCCUCUUUCCGUGGAGCAACAUUUGUGUCCAAUUGAGAAAUUUUUUGUUAUUUCGUCUAAGGGCAUUUAUGUAUUUGAACACUGUUCUCCUCUUGAAUUAUUUCGACAUAUACUCACUCAAUACGGCAACGAUUCAAAACAAUUCCAAGGAUUUGAGGCUGUUGUUAACCAAACAGAAUUGUGUGUAAUGGCUUUACAAGUAAUUUGUAGUGAAAAUGCUUCGGAUGCAACAAUUAAAGAUAUGGCAUUACGUGUAUUUUUUCAAUGUGCUGGAGAGCCUAGAUUAAUGUAUGGAAGUGGAGAUCAUUUUAUGGAUUAUGGACCGAGGGCAAGUACUAGCAGUGAUGGUUAUAUGAAUGGAACACUUUCUUCAAGUGUUUUUACACCUAAAACACCUCUUCGAACAUCAACACCACAAAAUAACUCAACUCCCUCUGCAAAUUAUACAAAUGGUUUUACACCGCAACAUGUUUUACAUACACCUGGAGGAGGUUUAGAUAGCGAUCAGUCUAUUAUAGCGGGUGCUAGAGUGCAAAAUUCUCCACGUCAUGAAGCUUUGUUUAUUUAUUUUUCACGAAUAAUUAAAGGAAUUUGGCGAAGAAAUUUAUGUUUGGUGAAACAGAUAAACGAGGUUGAAAGUCAGCUAACAAAAAAUAUUUUGGAUGAAGUCGGUUAUUAUUUAAAUUCUCUUCGGCAAGCAAUUGACGAAUGUUCACUCAUCACUUCUCCACAAAUUCAUCAUUUUCCGAGUAGAACUUUACAACAGCAGCAACAACAACGACGAACAUCUUCUGAAGAAUCUUCUCUUGACCAGGAAAAACAAUCACUUCAAAAAUUGAGAACUUUAGUUGGUGUAACAUGUGAAGUUGUUGCUUUAUGGAGUGUUUUGUUGGAACACGAAUUGCGAGUGAUUUUUGUAGCAUUGGCUCCAGAUGUUCAAAAAUGUUUGUUAAAUUGGUCUUUAGAUGAUUUGGUUCGGAACAGGAAUGACGUCUGCGCCGAUUUAAUUAGCGCCCUUAUUCGCCAUUAUAUUGGCGAUGAUGCUUCCACUGCUGCUUUAAGUGAACGUUUACGUACCCUUUGCCCAACUCUUUUUACCGUUGAUGAUGCUUCAGUUGUUAAGGCGACAGAAAAUAUUUAUAGAGCAAAAACAACAACUCAGCCACAGUUGGAAAUGAUUAAAGAGGCUGUCGCUCAAUUUAGAAAAUCAAUUCAAAAAUUAAAUCUUAUCCAAACCUGUGAUCUUUUGUUACAAGUUCUCUAUUUUGACGGCAUUGUUGAUUUAUCUUUAAUGCGUGCCCGUCGCGAUGAUCCAAACGAUUUGGCUUUAAUAGUUUACAAAAAACAUUUAACAUCAACAGACGUCACAGUCCAGGAAGCAAUGGAAAAAAGAAAUGAAGCUUAUAAUUGUAUUUUGGAAGUACUUCGACUUCUUCAAAUUUUGGCAACUUCAAAAGAAAGCCAAUUAGCAUCAUUAAAUUUAAACAAUUUUUUCCAAUCUGCUGAUUCUGUUAAACAACAAUUAUCAUCUUCACGUGCCCAAGAAGAAAGGGAUAAACUUUUGAGAAGAGUUUUGGAAUCUGAUGAUGAAUUGGCUUGUGUUAAAGUUUUUAAUUGGAUGUUGGGAAAUAAUUUGGCUGAUCAACUUAUUGCUAACAAAUUCAAGUAUUUCGAGGCAUUUUUAUUCCACGAAAUAGAAGAUGGGAAGGGGAAUAUUUAUUUGGAAUUGUUGUGGAAAUAUUAUGAGAAAAGUCAUAAUUAUUUGGAAGCAGCGAAAGUUUUGGCUGGGAUGGCUUCGAAAACGACAAGUCGUACAAGCAUCUCUAAUAGAAUUACUCAUUUAUCCAAUGCUCUAAUGUGUGUUCAAUCGGCACCUGAAACUAAAUCUAAUAUGGAAUUGAAGCAAGAAAUUCAAGACAAGCUUGACGUUGCACAGAUUCAAAUGAGAGCAAAGUUGGUUUUUUUUUUAAAUUGA
Messenger RNA from Meloidogyne enterolobii, 2553 nucleotides. The record is from the annotation of a GenBank genome assembly. NCBI's taxonomy places the organism in Eukaryota, Metazoa, Nematoda, Chromadorea, Rhabditida, Meloidogynidae.